CAUUGCUCGUGACCAGCAGUAAUCAGGAUGAGCCGCUAUCGCUUUAAUGAGGUUGCUGGAGUUAAUUACACAAAAGUUAUCCUGCUAUUGAGACCAAUCUGAAGACUCAUCUGGUCUCGGUAUAUCUGAAUCAUGUGCUUGUUUAUAAAUCCGCUGUAGAGACACCUCCACGUUUGUCUGCCAUAGUUCGUCCUUCGACAAUAUCGCAAUCACCACAGAAAGCCCCAAACGGUUGUUUAAUCCGCAGAAUGCGAUUCGGAAAUCUGGCGUUCGCCCAGCGCCAUGAGCGCACACCUGAUGAGCGGGAGUUAGUCAAACGACUGGAUAUUUUCUUGAUGACAUUCGGGUGCAUUUCUCAAGUGAUUAAAUACCUUGAUCAAUCAAAUAUAAGCAAUGCAUACGUGUCGGGUAUGAAAGAAGACCUCGGGUUGAAUGGCGAUGAGUUGAACUACUUCCAGACUUAUUUCAAUGUUGCAUACUGCAUUAUGCUCAUUCCUUCACAAAUCAUCCUUACAUAUGUCCGCCCAAGUUACUGGCUUCCCGGCCUUGAGAUAUGUUGGGGAGUAAUCACUGGGUUGAUAGCCAUUACCCAUCAUGCCAAGCAAGUCUAUGUCUUACGAGUAUUUCUGGGUCUCUGCGAGAGCUCUGCGUGGCCGGGAAUGAUGACUCUUUUCAUGCAUUGGUAUACGCCUACUGAGCUCGCCAAGAGAAUGGGAUUUUAUCACUCUUGUCAAGCACUCGGGUCUAUGAUGUCAGGAGCCCUACAAAUAGCCGUGAUCAAUACACUCCAUGGUACAAGUGGCUUAGCUGGAUGGCGUUGGUUGUUUGUCAUCAACGCGAUCAUGACGGUCGUGGUUGGACUUUGCGGCAUUUUUCUGCUUCCAGACUUGCCUAACAAUGUCAAUCCACGAGCCUUUUGGUUCAAGAAAGGCCAUGCUAAACUGGCCAUGGAACGUCUGGACCGGCACGGACGGACUGAGCCUAAGAAGAUGACUUGGGCAGGCGCCAAGCGUACUUUCAGUAAUUGGGUUGUAUACUUUGUGUCAGCUCUUUAUAUUGCUACUGUGCUAGCACCGUGGGGAUAUGCUUACUUCAACCUCUUCUUGAAGAGUUUGAAAAACGCGGAUGGUAGCGCGAGAUGGUCAACAUCUGAAGUCAAUGCCAUACCAAUCGCAGGUGGUGCUAUCAAUGUCGUCUUUGUAUGGAUAUGGGCAAUACUAUCUGAUCUUCUUCGGACAAGAUGGACACUUAUUGUUGCGCAAGCUGUCAUUGGCUUAAUACCGUGCAUCGCGAUGACCAUCUGGACUUCCCAUCCUGGUUCCACACCAUUGGCUACCGCUUACGCGAGUUACUUCAUAUCAUAUUUGACCCUCGGAACUGCACCGUUGAUCUUCGCAUGGCUCUCUGAUCUUCUACCACAAGAUCCAGAGGCACGUACCCUUAUUGUUGGAGUAGCAGUCGCCACAUACUAUGGUGUAUCUGCUUGGUCACAAGUCCUAGUUUGGCCAGCAUCCCAGGCCCCUUACUACAAAUAUGGCUGGCAAUCGGCAAUUGGCCUCUGGAUCUUUGUCAUCAUUAUGACUUGUUCCCUACGAUUCAUUGACGUCAAGUUUCUGCUUCCAAAACGGAGAGAAGUAUUUUCCGCUAUUCACGGAGUAGAUGGAACUGACGACGAGCAAGAGACUGCAGAUUCUGGACCCAUUAGCAAGUCAAAACCACCAGAAUCGGUAGCAGCAGUUCCAGAAGCAUGAUCGUUCUCGUAGUAUUUUAAAGGCUAAGUCUGGGUGCUUCUCAUGUAAUUAAGCAUCGAACCACACUCAAGCAUUUGGCUUGCGUCUUGUACAUGAGGGAAUAGAGAUAGUUUGACUGUACUUUGGUUUGCCAACUUUCCUAACAUUUUCGUAGCUGCUGCACUUAAUGCAAAGAACUUCGUAAUAUCAAU
Molecule: messenger RNA, 1942 nt
Organism: Truncatella angustata
Lineage: Eukaryota; Fungi; Ascomycota; Sordariomycetes; Amphisphaeriales; Sporocadaceae
Product: major facilitator superfamily transporter
Exons: 12
Coding region: 249-1751 (500 amino acids)
Biological process (GO): transmembrane transport
Cellular component (GO): membrane
Molecular function (GO): transmembrane transporter activity
Source: RefSeq, a predicted model, not a curated record